AAUUUGUAUGAAAGCUCCUUUUCCUUCAUUUGCUUAUUUUAGGAGGCAGCAGAAAAUGUCCACUGAACGGACUUCUUGGACAAGUUUGUCCACUAUUCAGAAAAUAGCACUGGGCCUCGGGAUCCCAGCCAGUGCAGUGGUUGCCUAUAUCCUAUACCGCAGAUAUAGGGAAAGCAGAGAAGAGCGGCUGACAUUUGUUGGGGAGGAUGACAUCGAGAUAGAGAUGCGAGUCCCCCAGGAGGCUGUGAAGCUCAUCAUUGGCCGGCAAGGAGCCAAUAUUAAACAGCUACGAAAACAGACAGGUGCUCGGAUCGAUGUGGACACGGAGGAUGUAGGAGAUGAGCGGGUGCUGCUUAUCAGUGGUUUUCCUGUUCAGGUGUGCAAGGCCAAAGCAGCAAUUCAUCAGAUCCUGACUGAGAGUACCCCAGUGUCUGAGCAGCUCUCAGUUCCCCAGAGAUCUGUGGGCAGAAUCAUAGGGAGAGGCGGCGAGACAAUUCGUUCUAUCUGUAAGGCCUCGGGAGCCAAAAUAAACUGUGACAAAGAAUCAGAUGGGACAUUGCUACUAUCAAGACUUAUAAAAAUCUCAGGAACACAGAAGGAGGUGGCAGCAGCUAAGCAUUUGAUACUGGAGAAAGUUUCAGAAGAUGAAGAACUUAGGAAGAGAAUUGCUCAUUCUGCAGAAACCAGAGUCCCACGGAAGCAGCCAAUCAGCAUAAGAAGAGAGGAAGUGACAGAGCCAGCUGGGGCUGGAAAGCCAGCUUUAUGGAAAAACACUGGCACUAGCUUGGAGCAGGCUGCACCUCUGGCAGUUCCUCCCCACAAAGGAGGUGGUGACACGUCUGUUGUAGGACCAGAAGAGCGUUCCUGCAGGAAACCUAAUGAUGACAACCUUCAGAAGUUUGGAGCCCAGACCAGUCCAGAGACAUCCAUGUUUGAAAUCCCCAGUCCAGACUUCAGUUUCCAUGCUGAUGAAUUCCUAGAAGUCUAUGUCUCUGCCUCUGAACAUCCUAACCACUUCUGGAUCCAAAUCAUUGGCUCCCGCAGCCUGCAACUGGAUAAGCUUGUCAGGGAGAUGACCCAGCACUAUGAAAAUAGUCUGCCUGAAGACUUGACUGUGCAUGUAGGAGACAUUGUCGCAGCACCUUUACCUACAAAUGGUUCCUGGUAUCGAGCCCGGGUCCUUGGCACCUUGGAGAAUGGGAACCUGGACCUCUACUUCGUUGACUUUGGAGAUAAUGGAUAUUGUCCACUGAGGGACCUCAGGGUGCUCAGGAGUGACUUCCUGAGCCUUCCAUUUCAAGCAAUAGAGUGUAGUCUGGCACGGAUAGCCCCCUCAGGUGAACAAUGGGAAGAGGAAGCUUUGGAUGAGUUUGACAGACUCACUCACUGUGCUGGGUGGAAGCCCCUGGUGGCCAAGAUCUCUAGCUACGUCCAGUCUGGGAUCUCAACUUGGCCCAAGAUCCACUUAUACGACACUAGCAAUGGGAAGAAACUUGAUAUUGGGUUAGAAUUAGUUCGUAAAGGAUACGCAAUUGAGCUUCCUGAAGACAUGGAAGAAAACAGAGCUGUCCCAGUAACGUCGCCCAAUGUGGCCACAGAAACAGAUGUCUCUCUCCGCAGCACGGUCACUGAGACCAAGAAGAGCCCUGGAGAGAUGGCGCAUACCCUGUCCUGCCUCAGUUUAUUAGAAGCUGCCUCUGUGUCUGGUGAUGAUAACCUUGAAGAUGACUACUUAGUCUGAAGUCACCUUCAGUUGCCUCAGCCAUCUGCUUUGCAGAUUUGGCAUAAGAUUUGGUGCCUGGAGAGAGGAGCCUGUGAUAGAGAUCAGUGCAGUUCUUCCUUCAUUAUAUACAAGAUCUGGCUUGCUGUGGACCAAAUGCAUUUGCUCCUUCCACUGGACUACCGGAAAGUGUGAGGGGUGGAGGGAGACAAAUACAUGCCCCUACUCCCCUGCCACCCCUGUGCCACUUCCAGUGUUUGAGUCCUGCUGCGCUACUUCCAGCCUGCUCAGUGUGCAGCUAGCUCCCCUCGACCACUCACAAAGCACACUUACUGCUAGGCUGCGUCCUUUGGAGGCUGGGAAACAGCCAGGGUUUGGUUAUUGGAAAUGAUGAUUCUGCAGACUCCUGACUCACCUCAUCAGGUGACUGGUUAAGGAGAGUUUUUUAAGUGGUAAACUCAAAGACUGCAGUUGAGUCAGGAGGCAAAGGCAAAACUCAGCCUAAUUAUAUUGAAAAGCCUCGGGAAGUGGGAAGAGGAUACUGCCUCCCAGCCUCAACUGCUGAUAUGUUAUUGGAGACAAGGUUUUUGAAACAGUGCUCCAACUAUUUCCCAGUAAACUUUGGUUAAAAUACAAGUAGACAAGGAGAAAGGUGACUCAGGAAAUAUUCUAAAUUGCUGGUAUAGUAUCUAUAAUAUAUAUGUAUACACACGCAGCCAUAGAGCUCGUGUAGCUGUUCAAAUCAUUUGGGGUUCCUUUGCUGAAUAAAG
Molecule: messenger RNA, 2490 nt
Organism: Lagenorhynchus albirostris (white-beaked dolphin)
Lineage: Eukaryota; Metazoa; Chordata; Mammalia; Artiodactyla; Delphinidae
Gene: TDRKH
Product: tudor and KH domain containing
Exons: 13
Coding region: 8-1741 (577 amino acids)
Biological process (GO): spermatogenesis
Molecular function (GO): RNA binding
Source: RefSeq, a predicted model, not a curated record